Thalassophryne amazonica is the source of this 651-nucleotide messenger RNA. Its product is annotated as homeobox expressed in ES cells 1-like. Gene Ontology annotation, cellular component: nucleus. The transcript has 4 exons. Gene Ontology annotation, molecular function: RNA polymerase II cis-regulatory region sequence-specific DNA binding; DNA-binding transcription repressor activity, RNA polymerase II-specific. The record is from RefSeq and is a predicted model, not a curated record. Lineage: Eukaryota; Metazoa; Chordata; Actinopteri; Batrachoidiformes; Batrachoididae. The coding region runs from base 73 to 627 and encodes 184 amino acids. Gene Ontology annotation, biological process: regulation of transcription by RNA polymerase II; pituitary gland development; forebrain development.
UUCCCGUCUUCUUCCCCUUUUUUGGCUUGUUCAUUGCUCUCUGGGCUCUUUAUCAAUCUGUUUUUCAUUAAUAUGGCAUCAACUUUGGCUCCUGACACAGCAAAGAGGAGACUGGCAUUUUCCGUAGACCAGAUUCUGGGUUUGGACCCAGCGACAACUCAAAACCACCUGACACUGCACCGACCCUGGACAGACACUGGAGCAGAGAAGACCAGCAAAAACGCUUUCUGUUCUGCACAGCAUCUUCAUCAUCCUCAGCGUCUGACCUCCUCCAGACUGACGUCAAACUGGUACGUUGGACGCAGACCGCGAACUGCCUUCAGCAAGAACCAGGUGACCAUGUUGGAGACAGUGUUCCAGAUGAACUGUUAUCCCGGGAUCCAGCUGAGGGAGCAUUUGGCACAAAGACUAGACCUGGAUGAGGACAGAAUCCAGAUCUGGUUUCAGAACCGGCGCGCCAAAGUGAGACGUUCCCUCAGAGAAACCAGACUGCAGCUGGUCCACACCGCUGUGGCGGACCUCAAAACCAAGGUCAUAGGUCAACUGAAGGACAUUCCAAGUGACCUGGAUUUUGCUCGUCAGCAGACGUCUCACCUUCAGUUUGACACGGACGGGGAGGAGGAGUGAGAAGGACCGUGUUCGGACAUCACU